GUAAUCUUCUCCGGCGAAACCACCUUCGGCUACAAAGAAUGGAGCGGACCCCUCAUCUCCGUCUCCGGCACGGACCUGACCAUCACCGGCGCGAGCGGGCACAGCAUCAACGGGGACGGCAGCCGGUGGUGGGACGGCGAGGGCGGCAACGGGGGCAAGACGAAGCCCAAGUUCUUCGCGGCGCACAGCCUGACGAACUCGGUGAUCAGCGGGCUGAAGAUCGUCAACUCGCCGGUGCAGGUGUUCAGCGUCGCGGGGUCGGAUUACUUGACGCUGAAGGAUAUCACGAUCGAUAACGCGGACGGCGACGACAACGGCGGGCAUAACACGGAUGCGUUUGAUAUCGGCACGAGUACGUAUGUGACGAUCACCGGGGCCACGGUGUAUAAUCAGGAUGAUUGCGUGGCGGUUAACUCGGGGGAGAAUAUCUACUUCUCGGGCGGCUACUGCUCCGGGGGCCACGGGUUGUCCAUUGGUUCGGUGGGCGGACGCAGCGAUAAUACGGUCAAGAACGUGACGUUUGUGGAUUCGACGAUCAUCAACUCGGAUAAUGGCGUCCGCAUCAAAACCAACAUCGACACCACCGGCUCCGUCAGCGACAUCACCUACAAGGACAUAACCCUCACGUCCAUCGCCAAGUACGGGAUCGUGGUGCAACAGAACUACGGCGACACGUCGUCGACGCCCACGACGGGGGUGCCGAUCACGGACUUUGUGCUGGACAACGUGCACGGCUCGGUGGUCAGCUCCGGGACCAACAUCCUCAUCUCGUGCGGGUCGGGCAGCUGUUCGGACUGGAGCUGGACGGAUGUGAGUGUCAGUGGGGGGAAGACGAGUUCGAAGUGUACGAAUGUGCCGAGUGGGGUUAGUUGCUAG
Molecule: messenger RNA, 876 nt
Organism: Aspergillus japonicus CBS 114.51
Lineage: Eukaryota; Fungi; Ascomycota; Eurotiomycetes; Eurotiales; Aspergillaceae
Product: glycoside hydrolase family 28 protein
Exons: 3
Biological process (GO): pectin catabolic process
Cellular component (GO): extracellular region
Molecular function (GO): polygalacturonase activity
Source: RefSeq, a predicted model, not a curated record